Messenger RNA from Zeugodacus cucurbitae (melon fly), 968 nucleotides. It is a transcript of the gene HmgZ, whose product is annotated as high mobility group protein Z. The record is from RefSeq and is a predicted model, not a curated record. Gene Ontology annotation, molecular function: transcription cis-regulatory region binding. Bases 373 to 711 code for a protein of 112 amino acids. The transcript is spliced from 3 exons. Lineage: Eukaryota; Metazoa; Arthropoda; Insecta; Diptera; Tephritidae.
UAGCUGGCUGAUACAAUGACUUGCUAUAGGCUGGCUACUACUAGCGACGACUUUACACUAGCGAACUGGCGAACGAAACACACUUGGUGUAUCUGGCAAAGGCAAGCAAGUGAAACCCAAAAACCGAAGGCAAACUCAACUAAACUGCAUUGAAUAAAAUCUAAAGUGAAUACGCAAGGCAAAACUACAAGGCAGCCAUAGCCAGUGGAAGUAUAGAAGAAAUAUUAAAAUUGUGUAGUGCGUGAAUUCAAAACGAAAUUUCAGCGUUUUUUUCCAUAGUUGAAAUUGCCGAUUUGCCGAUUAGCUGUGCAUAAUAUACAUUUCUACUAAGUGUUUUCUGAAUUUCAACAAAUCCCAACAAAUAUUCAAAAUAUGGCCGGUGAACGUCCAAAGCGUCCUCUGUCAGCUUAUAUGCUGUGGCUCAAUGAGAAUCGUGAGCAGAUCAAGAAAGACAAUCCCGGCAGCAAAGUCACAGAUAUCGCCAAACGUGGUGGUGAAUUAUGGCGUGGCAUGAAAGACAAAUCUGAAUGGGAACAGAAAGCCAUGAAAAUGAAGGAGGAGUACAACAAGGCCGUCAAGGAGUACGAGGCCAAUGGUGGCACAGACACCGGUGCUGCCAAGAAGCGGAAAGGCAAACCCGCCGCGAAGCCCAUCAAGAAGACAAAGAAGAAAGAUACAUCCGAUGAGGAUGAAGAGGAGGAGAGUGACUAAACGCUGGCGCGUGUGCGUUACGCUGGACGUGUAGCGGAUUGACGAAAACUUAAACAAUAAGUUUUAAAAUAUUUUAUUAAAGUAAUUUUAAGUGGCAUAUAGAAAGAAUGUAUGUAUAUACAUAUGUUUACGGUUGACGCGGAUGUGUAACUUUAUUUAUACAUACAGACAAAAUAUAUGCACUCAACAAAACAAAAAACAAGAAAAAAAAAUACAAAAAAAAAACAAAAACAAAAAAUACAAAAUACAAAAUACAA